Molecule: messenger RNA, 1607 nt
Organism: Cryptotermes secundus
Lineage: Eukaryota; Metazoa; Arthropoda; Insecta; Blattodea; Kalotermitidae
Product: U4/U6.U5 tri-snRNP-associated protein 1-like
Exons: 7
Coding region: 615-1076 (153 amino acids)
Biological process (GO): maturation of 5S rRNA; mRNA cis splicing, via spliceosome
Cellular component (GO): U4/U6 x U5 tri-snRNP complex
Source: RefSeq, a predicted model, not a curated record
GGAUCACGAAUCUCUGAAGUGUACUGUGAUUGUGUUGUAAUGUCUGUAUUGUUUCUUGCGAUAUAAAGGGAAAGGAAGAAAAUAUGCUCUGCCCCGGAGUGCGUGUCAUCCAGUGGGCAAAGAGGAAUGAAAUUCUUACACUUUCCCAAUGAUUCAGCACUGUAUGCCUGUUUCGAUUCAUGAUGGCUGUGGUAUGGGCAGGAGGAGUUGAGAUAUCCUGCACAAUGGAUUUCUGCUAGAAAUCUACACUAUAAGCAUUUUUGCAGCAGACAUUUCUCAGAAAGUGAUUUGACUACAGCACCCCACUGCACAGAGUGCUAUGAAAGUCAACUAGGCUGCACAGGUUAGGAGCCAUACUAUUGCAGCAAGUGUCAGUGCUCUACUGGCUACAGGAGGGUGCUGCAGUGAUUUUGUGGCAACAGCUGUGUUUUUUUGAGGACAACCUCUUUGAUAGUUUAAAUGGCAGAACACAUGUUGAUCCAAGGAAAACACUGCGUUGUCCACUCAGCGAUAUCAGUCCCUGUAUGGAUCACUGGAAAAGGGGCGAAAGCCCUUGAGGAGCUGGAUGCAGAGUUUGGCGUGGGUGACCUGGUGGAGGAUGAGAUGAGGAAUGAAUGCAGACAGGCGUAUUCAUCCCGAAAUCUGAGAGGCCUCAGAGUGGAACACACAGUUUGGUACAAGAGAUACUGUCCAACAUCAAGACUGAGCCCGACGACAGCGAACUGGAACUACAGAUAGCCCUUAAGAAAGCACGGAGACUGAAGCUGCAGGAGGCUGUUGCAGAAUCAAAGAACAGUAUAGAAAAGGUGGCAGAGUCAGUGCUGGAGAGAAACUCAGAAGGAAACGCGGAAGGCGGUUCCAUUGUGCUGAAUGCUACCGCAGAAUUCUGCCGCACACUGGGUGACAUCCCCACUUAUGGUCUGGCUGGCAACAGGGAUGAGGACGCUCAGGAACUUCUUUUGAUGAAACAGAUGAGCUCAACAGACACCCCACUUGGAACGCUUAGCCUCUUGCAGCAGAAGCAGAAAGAAACACAAUCUCCAUUUGUGGUCCUUAGUGGCAGUAAACAAACCUGAGUAUUGUUUUUGUUUCCUAUUCAUUCAAUUAAUUCAAAAGAAGAGCCAGUUUUAAUUAGGAAAAUGCAGUUCUGUUCAUUAACUGACAGACUUAGACACGAGAACACAGAUUACUUGAUGAAACCAGUCAGCUCAAUUCAAAAUUUGUCUAAUCUUGACAUUGCAAAUAACAGUAAUUCAUAGCUUUAACUUAAAGGCUGAGUAGAUGGGAAGCCAUAUAGUAAUGUCGAUAGUGUCAUCUGGUGAUUACGAGUAUACUGCCGCAAAUUAAAUAUUUGUUUUUCUCUGAGCAUAUCACUUGUCUUGUUAUAAUUUGUAGACUGUAGACCAUAAAGUGUCAUUUUAAUGAUGGAUUGACUAAUGAGACUUUCCUCCUUGGUACUGUGAAGCUUUACUAAAAAUUUCUGUUUUUGAUGCAGAAUAUGAAAUUUUAUUUUCAAAAAGAAAACCACCAUGUGAGGUUUUUGUGAGAUCUUCAAGUUUAACAUGAGCAUUAUUGGUAGUGGGGUGGGACUAAGUCCCUUGUACUGU